AUGUCGCAACAUGUUGAUGAUGAUAGAAAACAAAUUUUUCAAAUUCCUGCUGAACAAUUAUCUCGUCAAGUGCUCCGAGGAGAAUUAACAUCACUGAAAUUGAUUGAAUAUUUCAUCUCACGAAUUGAGAAAACCAACAAACUUUUAAAUGCUGUUUGUAUUCCACUCUUUGAAGAGGCCAGAGAAGAGGCAUUGAAAUUGGAUAAGUGGUUAUCUGAGGAGAGACCUACGGAUCAAGAUGAAAAUUUAAUGAGUGAAUGGAUUGAGAAGAUUCUCUGUGAAAAACCCUUAUUUUCAAUUCCUGUUACCAUUAAAGAGUCUAUUCAUGUUAAAGGAACUCAAUGUACAAUGGGUUUAAGCAGUAGAGUGGGUAUUCUCGCUCAGGAUGAUGGAAUUCUUGUGAAGAGAUUAAAGAAUGCUGGAGCCAUCGUUUUGGGAAAGACAAAUGUUGCAUUAAUGUUGGCUGCUGAUGAUUCUGAUAAUCCAGUUUAUGGAAGAACCAAUAAUCCAUUCGAUUUGACACGUACCUCUGGUGGAAGUAGUGGUGGAGAAGGAGCAAUUAUUGGAGCUGGAGGAUCAAUAUUGGGAAUUGGAUCAGAUAUUGGAGGAUCUAUUAGAUUGCCUUCAUCACAUUGUGGAAUAUUUGGAUUGAAACCAACAAGUGGAAGAUUAACAUUGAGUGGACAUGCUGAGCUGUAUAGAGGAAUGGAAGCUAUCAUGUCACAAAUGGGUCCUAUGGGACGAUCUACAAGUAACUUGAUUACUGCCAUGAAAGUUUUAACAAGAUAUGAAUACGAUGAUUAUUCUAGUGGAUUUUCACAUGAAUCUAUCAAGCAUCCACCUGUAGAGUUGAGAGAUCCAUACAAGAUUGAUAUUUCCAAGUUGAGAAUUGCACUUUUCAAAGACAAUGGAAUACUCACUGUUCCAAAAUCAGUUAAAAGAGGUCUUGAUGAGGCAGCUCAAACAUUGAGAAAACUUGGAGCUCACGUCGAAGAAAUUGAACUUCCAAAAGAAAUGAAAACAUUUGAGAAUUGGAGGAGCUAUGUUCAUUUCUUAAUGGGAGAUGGAAUGAGCUGUUAUAGAAAGGAAAUAGCUGGAAGUAAAUUAACACCAAUGGCCAAGAGUAUCAAAUAUGUAUCCUUGUUACCGAAAUGGUUUGUUGGAGUGUUGGGAACUGUGGUUUCAUGGUUGGGUCAAACAAUUUUAGCCAAAUCAAUGGAUAGUUUCCUUCCUAUUACUGUUUCAGAAUUGUGGGGACAUGUAGCUAACAGAGAUGAUUUCAGAAGAUCAUUCUUCGAGUUGCUUGAUAAGGGAAGAUAUGAUGCUGUUUUGUGCCCUGCAAGCUCUGUCAAUUGUAAACAUGAGAAUGUGCCAGAUGUUGUUUUGAACAUGACAUAUGUACAUCUUUUCAAUUACCUUGGACUCCCGGCUGGUGUUUGUCCUAUAACCAGAGUUUCAGAAUCAGAACAAGAAGAAAAUCACAUUUCCUGCCCUCUCUCUAAAAACCCAAAUGAACUCCCACUUAAGAUUUGUAAUCAAAACUUUAAGAAUAGUAAGGGGUUACCAGUUUGCAUUCAAGUUGCUGGUCGUUAUUGGAGAGAGGAUGUUGUACUUGCGAUUAUGAAUGCUCUUGAACAAGAACUCAAAGCAAAUGAGGACUUCCCGUUAAAUUAUGAUUUUGUAAAGGAGCAAGUAACUGACAAGUAA
This is a messenger RNA of Naegleria gruberi, 1707 nucleotides long. RefSeq lists its product as uncharacterized. The transcript has a single exon. Lineage: Eukaryota; Heterolobosea; Eutetramitea; Acrasida; Naegleriidae. Gene Ontology annotation, biological process: fatty acid catabolic process. Gene Ontology annotation, molecular function: amidase activity; fatty acid amide hydrolase activity. The record is from RefSeq and is a predicted model, not a curated record. Bases 1 to 1707 code for a protein of 568 amino acids.